AGACCUGCUUCCCCGGGCUCAAGGGAAUCUCCACCACCACUGCUACCGCCUCCACAACCACCAGGCUCCUCAGAGCAAGCGGCUGUUGCUAUCAGCUGUCCCCAGGAGGGCAGACUUGGGGCAUAGCCUUCACCACUUUUGUGCUUUGAUCAAGAUGUGUUAACCUCUCUCUGAGCCCCAGGCCCUAUAAAGGGAGGCUGGCUCUAGUGGGAUCAGCUCAGCCACCUCCCCAGUGCCAGGAGCCCGCUGGAAAGAGUUCAUCCUCUCAAUUCUGGAGAAGAUGCAGACACAGGAGAUCCUGAGGAUGCUGCGGCUGCCCGAGCUGGGUGACUUGGGCCAGUUUUUCCGCAGCCUCUCAGCCACCACCCUCGUUAGUAUGGGUGCCCUGGCCGCCAUCCUUGCCUACUGGUUCACUCAUCGGCCAAAGGCCUUGCAACCACCGUGCGACCUCCUGAUGCAGUCAGAGGAAGUGGAGGACAGUGGUGGGGCCCGGCGGUCCGUGAUCGGGGGUGGCCCUCAACUGCUCACCCACUACUACGAUGACGCCCAGACCAUGUACCAGGUGUUCCGCCGUGGGCUCAGCAUCUCAGGGAACGGGCCCUGCCUUGGCUCCAGGAGGCCCAAGCAACCUUACCAGUGGCUGUCCUACCAGGAGGUGGCUGACAGAGCUGAAUUUCUGGGGUCCGGACUUCUCCAGCACAAUUGUAAAGCAUCUACAGAUCAGUUUGUCGGUGUUUUUGCACAGAAUCGGCCAGAGUGGAUCAUCGCGGAGCUGGCCUGCUACACAUAUUCCAUGGUGGUGGUCCCACUCUAUGACACCCUGGGUCCUGGGUCCAUCCGCUACAUCAUCAACACAGCGGACAUCAGCACCGUGAUCGUCGACAAACCUCGGAAGGCUGUGCUUCUGCUAGAGCACGUGCAGAGGAAGGAGACUCCAGGGCUCAAGCUGAUCAUCCUCAUGGAACCGUUUGAGGACAGCCUAAAAGAGAAAGGGCAGGAGUGUGGGGUGGUCAUUAAGUCCAUGCAGGCUGUGGAGGACUGUGGCCGAGAGAAUCAUCAUGCUCCUGUGCCCCCGCAGCCAGAUGACCUCUCGAUUGUGUGUUUCACAAGUGGCACAACAGGGAACCCAAAAGGUGCGAUGCUCACCCAUGGGAACGUGGUGGCUGAUUUCUCAGGCUUUCUGAAAGUGACAGAGAAAGUGAUCUUUCCGAGACAGGACGAUGUGCUCAUCUCCUUCCUGCCUCUGGCUCACAUGUUUGAGAGAGUGAUCCAGUCUGUCGUCUACUGCCACGGAGGGCGCGUCGGCUUCUUCCAGGGAGACAUCCGCCUCCUCUCAGAUGACAUGAAGGCUCUGUGCCCCACCAUCUUUCCUGUGGUCCCUCGACUGCUGAACCGGAUGUAUGACAAGAUCUUCAGCCAAGCAGACACACCGUUAAAGCGCUGGCUCCUGGAGUUUGCAGCAAAGCGUAAACAGGCCGAGGUUCGGAGUGGAAUCAUCAGAAAUGAUAGUAUCUGGGAUGAACUCUUUUUUAAUAAGAUUCAGGCCAGCCUUGGUGGGUGCGUGCGGAUGAUUGUUACUGGAGCAGCCCCUGCAUCACCAACAGUCCUGGGAUUCCUGCGGGCAGCUCUGGGGUGCCAGGUUUAUGAAGGUUAUGGCCAAACUGAAUGCACAGCUGGAUGUACCUUCACCACCCCUGGGGACUGGACAUCAGGGCAUGUGGGGGCACCUCUUCCCUGCAAUCACAUCAAGCUCAUCGAUGUCGAGGAACUGAACUAUUGGACCUUCAAAGGGGAGGGAGAGAUAUGUGUGCGAGGACCGAAUGUGUUCAAAGGUUACUUGAAAGAUGAGGACAGGACAAAGGAGGCCCUGGACAGUGACGGCUGGCUUCACACCGGAGACAUUGGGAAAUGGCUGCCGGCAGGAACACUUAAAGUUAUUGAUCGGAAAAAACACAUAUUUAAACUUGCUCAGGGAGAAUAUGUUGCACCUGAGAAGAUUGAGAACCUCUACAUCCGGAGUGAGCCUGUGGCACAAAUCUAUGUCCAUGGGGACAGCUUAAAGGCCUUUCUGGUGGGCAUUGUCGUGCCCGACCCUGAAGUCAUGCCCUACUGGGCCCAGAAGAGAGGAUUUGAAGGGACGUAUGCAGAGCUCUGCACCAAUCAGGAGCUGAAGAAAGCCAUUUUGGAAGAUUUGGUGAGGUUAGGAAAAGAAAGUGGACUCCAUUCUUUUGAACAGGUUAAAGCCAUUCACAUCCACUCUGAGAUGUUCUCGGUUCAAAAUGGCUUGCUGACACCAACACUAAAGGCAAAGAGAACCGAGCUGAGAGAGUACUUCAAAAAACAAAUAGAAGAGCUUUACUCAAUCUCCGUGUGAAGUUCAAGAGAAGUUCUUCUCAGUAUAAUGGACUGUAUAGCAAUAUUAUAGUUAUUCUUGAAAGUAAUGAGUCAGAAUGAUGCAGUUGAAAAUGAAUAAGUACUGAGCCUUUUCCUGUCCCAAAAAGUGUUUAACAAUAUUUUCUCUAUCAUCGAGUACACUUUAUUUUUAUUAAAAUGAUAUUGUAGCAAACUGCUAAAAAUAUCACAAACGGCAAUGUAAAGAUCAAGACAUUUUCUCAAGAAACGUGUACCACUAAAAGUAAUAUAUUCUCAAUGUUCACAGAACUCCUAUUAAAUAUAAAGGAAAAACAUAACUGAUAUACUGUACUUAAUUAUUUGUGGACUGGUAACCAGAUACAGCAAAUAUCUAGACAAUGUGGACUACCUCAUUCAAUAACUGAUGAUCAAAAUCACAAUUAUAUCAGACUUAAAAACUUACAGAAUCACUCUAAAACAAAACAUGAUAGCUCACAUUCUACAUAACUUCAGAUUCUUUGAACAUGACAGUCCUCAUUGGUGUGAGAAAGUCUGUCUCUAGUUUUUACUUUUAUUCAUGAAAAAUGCAAAUUCAGAUAUUUAUAAAACAAAGGUUAUGUUUAUAUAACAAUUUACAAAGAUCUUUUGAUACAUUUUCUCAUUUACACUCAUUAAAAUAUUCAAGAACUACCUAGAAAAAAAUGUAAUGAAAACUUACUUCAAGUUUAGUAUGUGUAUGUCCAUGGACUUCUUACCAUAAUGAAUUCUAAAAGAUGUUUGCUAUUUGUGGAAGACUUGGGAGAAGAAACCCAGGCUUAUUUGUCAGGGAGGGCAGCAAUUAAUGUAUCUAUAUUCCUUGCUGCAGACUUCCAGUCUUCCAUUUUCAAUAUGUCCAUGCCUGGACUGGAAACCCGGUAUGGCUAUAUUCUGAACAACCUCAUCUUCUUCCAUUAAGGCUAUCAAGGCAGGAUGUGGAGGUGGGAGUGUUAUUUCCAAAUAAAAUUCAUUUUCAACAACAGAAUUUUGAGGAACCUCUUCAAAAUGCCACCCGAAAACUGUAAGCCCAUCAAAUAGAAAUAAAUCCUGAGGACAGAAUCCCAUUCCUAAAAAUUUUAAGAGGUUCUAAAUCAACCACAAAAAACCUUUCUUGCAUUAUGUGUUUAGACAUGUCCUGAACUUGGGUGGCAACAAUUUCAUAUAAUUAAAGCCCAUAUACCAUGGACAGAAAUUAAGUUACAAGCUACAGACUGCACCUCAGGAAGGUGCAGCCCCCAGGACAGUGUCCUUCUUCUUUAGAGACAUGACUGUGGAAACAGAGGAGGGGACAGUACUCACAGUCUAGAAGCUCCUUUCUCUGGGAGGAAAUGCAAACUGUAAGUAAGUGCUGUCGAUUAAAAACUUCAUAACUACCUGAUUAUACACUUAUAUUUCAGUCUUGUCAUAAGUGGACCACAGCUUCAUUUGAUGUAUUUAUCUAGUCUUUUAUAUAUUCCUUAAACUUAUUCUUUCUGAAGACCCACUUGCAUUUACAAAUUUGACAUUUAGUAAAUGAGCUAGUUAUUUGCACAUUAAUUUUUAAAGGUAUUUCUGAAUAAAUACUAAAAAUGUCUGAGGCCAUAUCUAUAUAGCGUUUGAUAUUUUAAAAUAUCGAAUAUAUAUAUGGCUAAUUAAAAAUGAAAACCAUUACCUCAACUGGAUAGAUACUGUUUAAAAGGCAAGUAACUUCACAUUUCAAAGGAAAAGAAACUAUUUCCCACUGUCCUUCCACUUGAGUAAAAUUUCAUAGUUGGAUUUGUUUCCAAAAGGAUUUGGGGCAAUGUAACAUAAACAAAUAAUUUAAAAGUAAUUUUGAUUCUAUUUAUACCUUAUAAUAGUUAGAUCUUAUUGAUUGUGGAUAACUUAAGAUUUCUUCUUUUUUCUCACUUAAAAGAUCUUAUGUUUCUACCAUUCUUCCUGGUCUGUGUGAAAAUCAUCACACUUAGGUCAAUAAGUAGGUUAGUGCAGAUGUGUGGAGAAAAGUAAAUUGUGACUGUAAACAUAUUGCAUGUACAUUUAUCUAUUCCUCUAAUUCCAUUUACUUUAUUAAUAAAGGAGAAAUGAGACAAAA
Messenger RNA from Choloepus didactylus (southern two-toed sloth), 4459 nucleotides. RefSeq names its product acyl-CoA synthetase long chain family member 6 (gene ACSL6). Gene Ontology annotation, molecular function: arachidonate-CoA ligase activity. The transcript has 21 exons. Gene Ontology annotation, biological process: long-chain fatty-acyl-CoA biosynthetic process; long-chain fatty acid metabolic process; very long-chain fatty acid metabolic process. The coding region runs from base 281 to 2374 and encodes 697 amino acids. Gene Ontology annotation, cellular component: membrane; endoplasmic reticulum. NCBI's taxonomy places the organism in Eukaryota, Metazoa, Chordata, Mammalia, Pilosa, Megalonychidae. The record is from RefSeq and is a predicted model, not a curated record.